AUGGCCGCUUUUGGUACGCCCGUCAAAGGAGGAAAAUUUGUCGAAUUGACUAAUAUUAAUGGCGACGAGAAUGUCUGCGUGAUAUCGGGAUCGAAAGUGAAUGCCGCAAGGUCGCCUCGCCGCAGGAAUCGCUCAUGUAUCAUCGCAUCUGUGCCACUCUGGCCGGGGACGAGUUCUGCCGGGCCUUCACCUUUGGAAAUAAUCCCCGACGGCAUUCCUUGCACGCCAGCCGAUCUCCCCCAGACGCUGCUCGAGCCCAUCCUGCUGCGCACGGCCACGCACCGCGGCUUCAAGCUGCGCUUCGACACCCAGCUGAUCCGCUUCACGCAGACGGAGGACCAGGUGGAAAGCCUUGUCGAGGACCUCCUCACUGGGCAGCGAUUUGUCGUCGUCUCCAAGUUCCUCUGCGGCGCCGACGGGGCGCGCAGCUCCAUCGUGCGAGACCUCCAGCUGCCCCUGCACCACGGUCCAGGCGGCGGUCUCGCGCUCAAUGUGCUGGUCGAGGCCGAUCUGUCUCGUCUGAUGGCGAACUCCGAAGGACUGCUGCACAUGCUCCUCUGUCCUCACAAACCGGCGCCUCCAUUCUGCGCAAUGGCCAUCGCCCGCUUCAUCAAGCGCUGGGACGAAUGGGUCUUUGUGUUGCUGGCCGCGCCGGGCGUCAAGGAGAUCACCGCGACCCCGGACGAGAUCCUGGCGCGGGUGAAAGAGCUGAUCGGCGACGACUCGGUCCAGGUCACCCUGAAGCGCAUCUCCACCUGGCAGAUCAACGAAUGCUACGCCAGCGAGUAUUCGCGGGGGAACGUCUUCUGUCUCGGGGACGCCGUGCACCGGCAUCCGCCGCACAACGGCCUGGGGUCCAACACCUGCAUCCAGGACGCCUACAACCUUGCCUGGAAGCUCGCGUAUGUGCUGCAGGGCCGUGCCGGACGGGAGCUGCUCGACUCGUACAGCGCCGAACGCCAGCUCGUCGGCCGCUACAUUGUCCAGCGCGCCAACGACACGGGCCGCAUGCAUCUGUCGCUGUUCUCGCUGCUGGGCGUGCUCAAGCCCGACGUGGAGGCGCGGCUGCGCGUGCUGGACGAGUUCAGAGAAGACAGCGAGCGCGGUGCUGCUCGCCGCGCCAGCUUCCAGGCCGCGAUUGAAGACCUGGAGCAGGAACGCCACGGCCUGGGAGGCGAGAUGAAUCAGCUCUAUCAGUCCCGGGCCAUCUACCUCGAUGACGAGAAGGAAUCCCCUCCAAACAGCAGCUGCAGCAGCGCCGACACGGCUCUCUACUACCGGCCCUCCACGUACCCCGGAUCCCGACUUCCGCACGCGUGGCUGCGCAAGCCCAAGGCCUUCGGGCCUCGGGACCCUCCCAUCUCGACGCAGGAUCUGGCCGGGCACGGCCGGUUUACGCUCUUCACGGGCAUUGGCGGCAAAGCGGCAUGGAGCAGGGCCGCGGGGGCCGUGGCCGGGGAGCUUGGGAUCGAGAUUGCCACGUACGCUAUCGGCUGGGGCCAGGACUACGAGGAUGCCUUCUUUGCGUGGACGCGGCACCGGGGGGUGCAGGAGAAUGGCGCCGUGCUGGUGCGUCCGGAUCGGACCGUGGCGUGGCGGUGCUUUGCUCUCGAGGAGGAAAAGUGUGACGAGAGGCUAAGGAGAGUGAUGCGGAGGAUUCUCGCAGUGGACUAG
Rasamsonia emersonii CBS 393.64 is the source of this 1674-nucleotide messenger RNA. RefSeq lists its product as uncharacterized. The transcript has 3 exons. The record is from RefSeq and is a predicted model, not a curated record. NCBI's taxonomy places the organism in Eukaryota, Fungi, Ascomycota, Eurotiomycetes, Eurotiales, Trichocomaceae. Gene Ontology annotation, molecular function: FAD binding. Bases 1 to 1674 code for a protein of 557 amino acids.